Rhopilema esculentum is the source of this 2023-nucleotide messenger RNA. RefSeq names its product beta-catenin-like protein 1. Lineage: Eukaryota; Metazoa; Cnidaria; Scyphozoa; Rhizostomeae; Rhizostomatidae. The record is from RefSeq and is a predicted model, not a curated record. Gene Ontology annotation, cellular component: spliceosomal complex.
AAGAGGUCUCCGUGCUGAUUGCCUUCUAUGGAGAGUGCUUAGAUUUGAAGGAAAGACAAAACAAAGACAAAGACAGAAUGAAUGUAAACGAAGUGCUUAAUUUCCGUCUGGAAAGGGGGAACAAAAGAAAGAUUUUGGAUGUUCCUCAAAAAGACGCAAAGGAAAAAAAGAAGAGAGAUCGACCACCUAAAGAGGAAAAACCUGAUGAAGUUGAUAAUUUUUUAAAAAAGAUUUUAAAGAAACAGGAACCUGGUAUACAACAGCCUGCCAGACCAGCAGUUGAGAAAGCAGAAGAAAAGAGAGCACCCCAACUUACAAAGGAGACAGAAAUGAGUGAAGCUGAAAGAGAAAAAAUUCUUGCAGCUGUAGAAACACACCAGGAGGAAGAAACAAUUGAUGCAAGCUAUGUGAAAAGGACAAUUCUUGCUUUUGAGAAGAAAGUGACCAAAAAUUCUGAAAUGAGGAUCAAAUUUCCAGAUCAUCCAGUGAAGUUUAUGGAAUCUGAACUAGACUUGCAUGAUGAGCUUCAAAGGAUGCAUAUUUUAGCUACAGUUCCUCAAUAUUAUCCAAUCAUUGUCAAGCUGAAUGCAGUGAACACAUUACUCGGACUAAUAACUCAUGAAAAUACUGACAUCAGCAUAGCAGUUGUAGACCUAUUACAAGAAAUGACAGAUGUUGAAAACGUAUCAGAUGAUGAUGAGGAAACUGAUCAACUUUUUGAUGCACUGCUGGAAUCACAAGUCGUUGCAGUUCUGGUUCAAAAUUUGGAUCGAUUAGAUGAAUCUCAUAAAGAUGAAGCAGAUGGGGUUCAUAAUUCUCUUGCAAUUAUAGAAAAUCUAGCAGAAUUCAGAUCUGAGACUUGCGGACUGGCUGGAGAACAAGGUUUGAUUGGCUGGCUCCUGAAAAGAAUAAAAGUCAAAGGGUUUGAUGCAAACAAACUUUACACCAGUGAAAUACUUGCAAUUAUGCUACAAAACAAUGAUGGAAACAGAGAAACUGUUGGUGAUUUGAAUGGCGUAGACAUUCUAUUGCAAGCAUUGGCUUACUACAAAAGGCACGAUCCAACCAGCUCAGAAGAAAUUGAAUAUAUGGAAAACCUUUUCAACUGCUUGUGUUCAUCGUUGCUACAUUCUGGAAACAAAGAACUGUUUUUGAAAGGUGAAGGGCUUCAGUUGAUGAUACUCAUGUUGAGGGAGAAGAAAAUGAGUCGAUGCAGUUCCCUUAAAGUGCUUGACUUCGCAAUGACUGGCCCUGACGGAGGAGACAAUUGCAAUAAGUUCAUUGAAAUUUUGGGCUUACGAAGUAUAUUUCCGUUGUUUAUGAAGCCGCCGAAAAAGAACAAGAAGAUUGGCAAUGGACCAGAUGUUGCGGAAGAACACACAAGCUCAAUCAUAGCUUCUCUGUUCAGACAUUCCGUUGGCUCUAGUCGAUCCAGACUUGUUCAAAAGUUUGUCGAAAACGAUCACAUCAAGGUUGACAGACUUAUGGAACUGUAUUUCAAUUACCGAUCUAAAGUCCAAGAUGCAGAUAUGAAAAUAGAGAAGGAGAAAGAUGAGCUAGAGGAGAAAGGAGAUGUCAUUGAUGAAAGUUUGGAGGACUCUUUUUAUUUACGAAGACUGGACGCUGGUCUUUUCACACUCCAGUUGACUGUUUGCGUCAUCAUGGAGGCCUGUUGCUCAGGUGUUUCCUCUAUCAAAAGCAGAGUUAUGCAGGUACUGACGCAGCAUGGAGGAUCGCCAAAGGAUGUUAAGGAAAUCAUGCGUGAAUAUGCCAGCCAUGUUGGGGAUUCCGAUACGAAUGAGAGCGCAGAACUCGAGAAGAGAAGACUGCUAUCGCUAGUGGACCGAUUCUAAACCGGGCAUGUAUCAAGGCAAGUGAAGUGGGUUUGUGGCAGAUAUGGUCGCUAGAUUAUCAGGCUGCCUCAAUGACGUCACACAGGGUAUCUCGCGGCUCAAAGGGGACCUUUUUUAGGAUAUGAAGGCGGACGGCAUAUAAGAAUGUGAAAAAGACAUAAAAUUGUGAA